UAAAAAUAUGGCUUCCACAGAAAACCAGUCCAUUAACAAAGAAGACGACAAUGCAUGUCUCUAUGCCAUGCACGUGUCCACCUCUCAAAUCUUUCCCAUGGUGUUGACCGCUGCCAUUGAGCUCAACCUGUUCGACACAAUUGCUAGUCUUCGGGCAAACAGCGAUGCUUACGUGUCGACCUCUGAGAUUGCUUCUCAGCUGCCCACAAAAAACCCCGACACCCCUUCUCUGCUUGACCGCAUGCUCCGUUUACUUGCCACGUACUCACUUCUUACUUGCUCUAUGCGCACAUGCGAAGAUGGAAGGGUUGAGAGACUUUAUGGACUCUCACCGGCUGGCAAAUUCUUUGCUCAAAAUGAAGAUGGCGGCCUCCUAAGUUCCAUGGCAUUACUUCAUUCUCAACCAAAUACAGCAGAGCUUUGGCGACAUCUUAAGGAUGGUAUUCUUGAAGAAGGUAAUCUAGAUCUACAUGAAAAGGUCUAUGGGAUCUCCGGCUUCCAAUACCUGGAAAAUGAUCCAAAAUUGAACAAAAUUUUUAACAAGGCUAUGGUUGAUCUCUCCGAAAUAACCAUGAAAAAAAUUCUUGAGACAUACAAAGGAUUUGAGGGAGUAUCAAUGCUGGUUGAUGUUGCUGGAGGCACUGGAGCAACCCUGAACAUGAUCAUUUCCAAGUACCCUUCAACUAAAGGCGUCAACUUUGAUUUGCCUAAUGUGAUACAACAUGCGCCAUCUUAUCCAGGUAUCGAGCAUGUUGGAGGAGAUAUGUAUGUUAGUGUUCCAAAAGGUGACGCCAUUAUGAUGAAGAAUAUAUGCCAUAACUGGAGUGAUGGAGAUUGCAUACAACUUUUGAAGAAUUGCCAUAAAGCACUGCAACAAAGUGGAAAGCUGAUUAUCAUUGACUAUGUAAUGCCAGAGGCACCUGAGUCAAAUGAUGCUGCUAGGUUUGUUUCCACCAUUGAUAAUACCAUGCUUGUUUUCUUUGGAGGGAAGGAAAGAACUGAGAAGGAGUUCGAGGCCAUGAGCAAGAGUUCGGGAUUUUCGGGUUUUCAGGUUAUCUGUCGUGCCUACAAUGUUUUGGGAGUCAUGGAACUUUACAAAUAAGUCAGUCUCCAAAUACUAUCCAGUUUGCAGUAUUUUCUUUUAAUUUCGUUGCCAAUAAAUUUCUUGUAUGAAAUAGGACUUCAUCUGUAAGCCUGUAACUUAUGUUUGUGUGCUCUUACUUGCUAUAUUUCAGUCCUUAAUGGACGUAUUGUGUCAAUGAAGUCAUGCAUCUUAUAGUAAUGCAUGGUGAUUUAGUGCUUGAAUCUUAUUAACGAUAUAAAUCCUUUAGAAUAAAUGUUGGUUUUGUAUUCCCUAAAUCAAGGGAUUUAGAUAA
Molecule: messenger RNA, 1376 nt
Organism: Corylus avellana
Lineage: Eukaryota; Viridiplantae; Streptophyta; Magnoliopsida; Fagales; Betulaceae
Source: RefSeq, a predicted model, not a curated record